This is a messenger RNA of Entrophospora sp. SA101, 1533 nucleotides long. The record is from the annotation of a GenBank genome assembly. Lineage: Eukaryota; Fungi; Glomeromycota; Glomeromycetes; Entrophosporales; Entrophosporaceae.
AUGUUAUUACUACCAGUUCAAAUAGUUAAACAUAGGAAAUGGGAAGUGAAUGGUACUAUUACUCCAGAUCAAUACAAUAAAUACUUUGUUGUAGAACCAAAAUUAGAUAAAUUUAUUGAUAAGAUUAAAGAUGGUGAAUAUUUACUACUAUAUGGGCCAUGUGCAUCAGGGAAGUCAACACGUAUCAUGUAUGCAAUGCAAAAAUUGCAAGAAGAGGGAUAUCAUUGUAUCUACUUGGAUUUUACAAAAACAAAUCUUAAUAAUGAUCUAAAAGCAAUGUGGAUAUCAUUUUAUCGGUUAAUGAAACCUCAAUGUCAUGCAGGAAUUGUUAAUAAUGAAUUUAAUCAGAUGUUGGAUUUUGUUGAGACAUUUUAUAAAGAGAAAUGGGAUCGCAAAGUUAUUUUAUUUUUAGAUGAAUUUGAUAGAAUUUAUCAUGCAUCUGAUGAAAUUUGUGAUGACUGUUUAAGUGCCAUUCAUUCCUUAAAAAAUGAUAAAAGGUAUCAUAUUAUGCAUUCUGUAGUAGCUGCUGGUCCCUUUAGCAUUCAAUACUUAAAUCCAAAAGGAAAUUACACAUCACCAUUCAAUGCUGUAACAAGCUUCCCAAAUCCAAACUUUACAAAAGAAGAGGUAGCAAAUCUAUAUCAGGAUUACUCAUCUUCAAUAAAUAUAAAUAUUGAUGCAUCAAUCAUUAGUGAUAUCUACAAUAAAACAAAUGGCCAUGUUGGACUUGUUUGUUUGUGUGGUCAUGCAAUUGAUGAAGAUUUGAUUUGCAACAUUGGUCAAAAUAAUAUUUUGGAUCUGGAUUCUUGGAUUGUUUAUUGUUCAAAUGAAUUACAGAAUAGAAUUAUUCAAUAUCCAACAUUCACAAAGAUGAAUGUCAUUCUAGGUGAUAUUGACCAUGCUAACUUUUUUGCUUCUGAAGGGGCCUUACAACCACAUAAAGAUCCAGAUAAAUUUAAGAUUUCUUCACCUUUAAUACGUGCAUUGAUAUUACAAUGUGUGAUUCCUUCUGUGUAUCCAGAUCAUCCUAAAGUUGAUGUACCUUAUAAAGAUGGGAUUCUUGACACUAUUAAUGUUCUGAAAGAAGCUGUUAGGGUAUUUGAUCAAGAUAUAAUUUCUUUGGGAUUUCAACGAUCAUUUAAAACAGCCAAGAAUUAUGUUGAUGACAAAAAGAAACAGCAUGUACCUUGUGAAAAAGGUGAAACUCAUCAGUACCCAGACUUUGUAAUUACAGAAAACAACAAAAAUUCUAUCAUUGUUAUAGAACUAGUGGCAACAGCUUUAGAUAAUGAUCUUAAAAAUCAUUUUAGAACAACAAUGGAAUAUACAGAAAAGCUUAAAGCAAAUGAAGCAUGGGUAGUUCAUUUUACAUGUGCAGACAAUGUUAUUGAAAAACCUACUUGCCCAAUUGAACAGGAACAAAAAGAUAAGCUUCAUAUAGUACAUUUUUGGCAUGAUAUAUCUUUCAAGAGUGUUCAAAUGACUGCCCAUUUCCCAAAUGGAGAAAUUAUUAAUGAAAUUGUAAUUGGUUAA